Molecule: messenger RNA, 1716 nt
Organism: Ctenocephalides felis (cat flea)
Lineage: Eukaryota; Metazoa; Arthropoda; Insecta; Siphonaptera; Pulicidae
Product: optomotor-blind protein-like
Biological process (GO): regulation of transcription by RNA polymerase II; cell fate specification; positive regulation of DNA-templated transcription
Cellular component (GO): nucleus
Molecular function (GO): DNA-binding transcription factor activity, RNA polymerase II-specific; RNA polymerase II cis-regulatory region sequence-specific DNA binding
Source: RefSeq, a predicted model, not a curated record
AUGGCUUAUCAGCAUCCGUUCAUGCAGAUGCCUCGGCCGACGGAUUUUAGUGUCACGUCGUUGCUGACAGGCGUUAAUUCGGCGGGCGGCGGAGUCGGUCCCGCAAGCCCGCCAUCGGCUGGAGCAUACCCUGGCGGUUUUCCGGCCGCUGCUUUAGCCGCUCUCUACCCAGUUCCGAAGUUACAUCCGCAUCAACACGCGCAUCAUGCGGCCGCCGGCGGUCCGUACACGACAGCCGAGGAUGUCGUCUUAGCAGCGGCGGUAGCGGCACAUCAUUCGGCGCACCAUCAUCCUGCACUUCUUAGGCCGCCACUUCGGGCAAUGCCUCCUGAAGAUGAUGGUGUCGUCGACGAACCGAAGGUCACUUUAGAAGGAAAAGAUCUUUGGGAAAAAUUUCAUAAACUUGGCACCGAGAUGGUCAUUACGAAAAGUGGCAGGCAAAUGUUUCCCCAAAUGAAGUUCCGGGUGUCCGGGCUAGAUGCAAAAGCGAAAUACAUUCUGCUUUUGGAUAUAGUUGCAGCAGACGAUUACAGAUACAAAUUUCAUAACAGCCGUUGGAUGGUGGCCGGAAAAGCGGAUCCGGAAAUGCCGAAAAGAAUGUACAUACAUCCGGAUUCGCCAUCGACCGGAGAGCAGUGGAUGCAGAAAGUCGUUUCUUUCCACAAACUGAAGCUGACCAAUAACAUAUCGGACAAACACGGCUUUGUAAGUACUGUGAGUUGUAUCCAUUUUUUGUUUAUUUUGAACAAUCCUGAUUCAAUGCACAAAUAUCAGCCAAGGUUUCAUCUGGUUCGAGCAAAUGAUAUAUUGAAGUUGCCGUACUCAACAUUUAGGACAUAUGUUUUCAAAGAAACAGAAUUCAUAGCCGUCACAGCUUACCAAAAUGAAAAGAUAACACAAUUAAAAAUUGAUAACAAUCCCUUUGCAAAAGGAUUCAGAGACACAGGGGCUGGAAAAAGAGAAAAAAAUCUCAUCUCUUCCAGACAAGCGCUGCUGGCCACUCAAAGACAUUCAGAUGGAUCAGAAAAACUUCCAGCAACGACAGGAAGUUCUCGUGGACCUGCUGAUCCAGGCGGAGAUAGAAGAAUGCAUAGAGCUCCUUCGAGAAAUUCGCCCGGGCUAGGUGAUGAUGAUGAUAAAUUGCUCGACGUGGUUGGCACGUCAGAAAGUCCUAUGCUGCCAACUGGACAUCAUUUGACACCUGGACAUCCACAUCCACAUUCUGCCUGGUUCAAUUUGUCUGGUGAUUCAGAAGAUGCAAUCCGACGGCGUCUUCAGCAACACAACGCAGACGAUUCUGAACGUGGCGACGGUAGUGAUUCUAGUUGCUCAGGCAGCGUAAACGGCAGCAGCCAAGGUUUCCGUCCUGCUUCAAGGUCUUCACCACAGUCUCACAAUACUUCUGGCUCAACAAUAACAGGAGCGAACUCGGAUUACCCAGCCCCUAAUAUAAGUGUUGGCCCGCCGAUCCAUCCACCGCCGCAUUUGCUACCUUAUCUCUACCCACCAGGACUUUACCCACCACAUGACAGGCAUGCAUUUGCUCCACCACUGUCAUCUCUAUUCGGUCACCAAUUAGCUGCUGGACAUCAGCUUUUUAAUGCUCAAUUAGCAUUAGCGGCUCAACAUCCAGCCUUGUUUUCACAUUACUCCGGCCUGGCUGGACCAGGAAGUCCACUACAUGCGCUUAAGGCUGGUCAUCAUAGGUUUGCGCCU